AUGGAUAUGAGUUUGGGCGGUAGUUCCUAUUCCAACGGUGAGCUCGACACUUUAGGAAGGGAGACCCAAAUGGUGAAUGGUUUCUCUGGCAGGCGGGUUCCCUGGGCAUUCGGAGAUGGAUUCACCAAUGAAAUAAAUGCUCAAUAUUGGUUCCAAAAAUUUCGAUCUGGCAAUUUGAACAUCAUCAAUGAGACUCGAGAAAAACCAUCGGUCCAUAUUGAUAACGAGGAAUUAAGGACGACUGUGGAAUCCGAUCCACACACAACUAGUCGAACACUUGGGUCUAAACUAGGAACUAGUCAUACAGCUGUGUUAAAACAUUUGCGUGCAAUAAAUAAACUCAAAAACUUGGACUCAUAUGUGCCGCACGAAUUGAUGCAACUGCAGAUGAUCGACUGCAAAAGCAAGUGCGCAUCUUUGCUUCUUCGCAAUACACGAUUGUCAUUUUCACACCAAAUCGUCACUUGUGAUGAAAAGUGGAUAUUUUCUGAUAAUCGAAAACGAUCAAGCCAAUGGGUAGAUAAGAAUACACUCCCAGGACACACCCCGAAACUGAAAUUUCAUAAAAAAAGAAUUAUGGUCACGAUAUGGUGGAAUGCCCAAGGAGUGAUCCAUUAUUCCUUUCUACAACCAGGCGAAACUAUAACAGCGAUGUCUUAUUGUCGUGAUAUUGAUGUUAUGCAUGAGAAACUUAUGAAAAAAUAA
Messenger RNA from Vespa crabro (European hornet), 705 nucleotides. Its product is annotated as histone-lysine N-methyltransferase SETMAR-like. NCBI's taxonomy places the organism in Eukaryota, Metazoa, Arthropoda, Insecta, Hymenoptera, Vespidae. Bases 1 to 705 code for a protein of 234 amino acids. Gene Ontology annotation, molecular function: nucleic acid binding. The transcript is spliced from 2 exons. The record is from RefSeq and is a predicted model, not a curated record.